AUGACUUCCCCUGAGAAAAGACCUUUCACUAAGGUAGUGAUCAUUGGAGCUGGUUUUUCCGGCUUGGCUAUGGCAUGUCAACUUCAGGCAAAACUCCAUUGCAAUGACUAUGUUAUUUAUGAUCGAGCUGCAGCCCCUGGUGGUGCCUGGUGGGCAAACAAAUAUCCAGGAUGCGCCGUGGACAUUCCCGCUGUGUUCUACAGCCUAUCUUUUGCACCUAACCCCGAAUUUUCGAAGGUCUUUCCCCCACAAGCAGAAAUUUUGGAAUACUUUAACGCUGUUGCGAAGAGGUUCGAUGUUUCUCGACAUGUUGUGGCCAACACGGAAUGGGAGGGCGCUUAUUGGCAAGAGCUUACCAGUACUUGGCUGGUGAAGUUAAGAGAUCUUUUUACUGAUGAAUUCUUCUAUCAAGAAUGUCAGAUGCUCAUUUCUGCCGUUGGUGGCUUGGUUAAUCCCAACAAGUUUGACGUUCCAGGGCUCGACACAUUUGAAGGUGAUAUUGUUCAUACUGCAAGGUGGAAGGAGGAUACUUCCUUGCAUCAGAAGAAUGUCAUUGUUGUUGGUAAUGGCUGUUCAGCAGCUCAGCUGAUUCCAGCCAUUGCUGAUGGGCCAAAGAGUAUAUCUCAAUUUAUUCGCACCCCCCAGCAUUAUCUGGAAAACGACAAUUUUCAGGUGAGCCCGAACUGGAGAGGCAUUUUUCGCCAUGUUCCUGGUGCCCUAUGGAUUCUCCGAGUCAUCGUAUUCCUCUACCUUGAAAGCACAGCUGCCCGGUUUAAUGCAAAAGGAAAUGGCAAAUUGGCAAGAAGCCAGUCGUCUAAGAGCAGCGAGGAGUAUAUCAGACAGACAGCGCCUGGUGAGUCCUCCAAAAAUUCAACACGACGUAUAUUUGACAAUGCAAAGUAUAUCGGCUACCUCCAACGAAACAACAUCCAUCUUACAGAUGAUCCUAUCGUUGCUCUUCGAUCUCAUUCAGUAUUGACGAAGUCUGGUCAAGAAUACCCCGCAGAUGUGAUUCUCCUUGCCACCGGGUUCUCUUUAACGCAUUACGAUGUUGAGCUUCAGGGUCGAAACGGCCGUACUCGAGCCAAUCAUUGGAAGGAUGUUGGCUACAAAGAGGCGUAUAAAUCAAUUGCCAUGGCUGGAUUUCCCAACUUUUUCUAUAUUCUGGGUCCCAACUCUGGUAAAGGUCAUACUUCCACUAUUUAUUCCAUCGAGAACUACGUCGAUUUGGUCACUCAAGUGAUCACACCGGUCAUAAAAGGCGACUCAUCUUCUGUCGAGGUCAAGACUGAUAGUGAGGCUUUUUACAAUGAGAGACUGCAUAUGUCCAUUGCGAAGACGAUUUUCAACAACUCUUGCGGCAGUUAUUUCAUCGACCAAACCACCAACAAAAAUUGGUUCAUCUAUCCAUGGAGCUCCUUUCACAUGUGGUACACAACACACUGGGAACAUACAAAUGACUGGGUGUACGAUGUAAGCUGA
This is a messenger RNA of Penicillium odoratum, 1482 nucleotides long. RefSeq names its product flavin-containing monooxygenase. The record is from RefSeq and is a predicted model, not a curated record. The transcript is spliced from 8 exons. Bases 1 to 1482 code for a protein of 493 amino acids. NCBI's taxonomy places the organism in Eukaryota, Fungi, Ascomycota, Eurotiomycetes, Eurotiales, Aspergillaceae.